AUGGCGGACAGUAAAGGGGGCUGCUGGUAUGGCUGGAUGAAGAAGAUCUUCACUUGCCACCUGGCCGAAAAGAAAUUGAAGAGAGGGAAAUGGAAAUGGGUUCCACGGAGGCUGAGGCUGCUGGGGCAGAACCCAGUUAUUCCGGCCCCAACCACACUGCUAACCGACGCCACAGAGCGUCAGAAGAACUACGCUCUCACCGUCGCCAUGGCAGCAGCCGCCGCCGCAGAGGCGGCUGUUGCGGCCGCCAAAGCCGCUUCCGAGCUCGUCCGCCUCACCGCUCCCACCGCUCCUCACGGCAGUUCAGUUAAACGAGACCGGAAUCGGGCUGCCAUUCUGAUCCAGAGUGUCUUCCGUGCCUACCUCGCUAGGAAAGCGUUGAGAGCAUUGAGGGGAGUCGUGAAGCUUCAAGCCAUUGUUCGCGGCGAGCUGUUUAGACGACGACAAUCCGCCAUCAUCAACAAGCUCAAGCAUUUGAUACUACUAGACGAUGGUGUUGAUGAUGACUGUAAAUCCGCUCCCAUAGAUGAACAAGAAGAGAAGGACUUCAAGCAGGGGAGGACCGAUCACCAGCAUUCUGAAUCCACCGGCCACUCGCUUAGAUGCAGCAGCCAGAGAAGUUGGGAUUUCAGCAGGUUGUCCAAGGAAGAGCUAGAUGCUGUAUGGUUAAGGAAGCAAGAAGGUAGCAUGAAGCGAGAUAGGAUGAUGAGCUACUCCUUCUCCCACCAGGAAAGGAUGAACUCACAGUUACUAGAGGAAUUACUGAUGGAGGAGAAUGAUCAGAGAAGCAAUGACAGGCACUGGAUGGAGAAUCUGAGACUACUCCCCUUUUCAACUUCAUUCAAUAGCGAGACCGAAUUCAGCUCGCUUACGAAAACCAGUAAGGACAGCAGCCACCACACUAGGGGGAGGAGCAGCUCAGUUGCACGAGAUGACGACAACGACAGUGAUGGGGAGAGUUCGAGGACGACGAUCACAAGCUCGUCAGUUAAUCUACCGAUGUACAUGGCAGCUACGGAGUCUGCGAGGGCUAGGGCGAGGUCGGUGAGCAUGCCGAGGCAGAGAGUGGGGGUAGACAGAGAGGAAGGUAGCAGAGGUGGGAUGACGAAGGUGCUUUGGUCUUCUGACAGUGGUGAACUGUUUGGAAAAUCGUCUGCUAAUAAAGAGAUGGUGAACAGGAAAUGUCAUCACCGUGGAUUCAGCCUUGCUUCUCGAGGUAAGAAUGGGUGA
Linum trigynum is the source of this 1230-nucleotide messenger RNA. Lineage: Eukaryota; Viridiplantae; Streptophyta; Magnoliopsida; Malpighiales; Linaceae. The record is from the annotation of a GenBank genome assembly.